GAUAACAGACUCAUCCAAACGACCACUCAAGGUAACAAACCCUACCCCCAUCCCUGCCCCCGCGUCGCUCCUCUCGGGGCGACUCGGGAGGCGGCGAACCCUAACCGCCGCGUUCCCCUCCCCUGCUCCUCCCCCCUCGCCGCUGCCAGAGGAGGUCUCCGGCGAAGCCCGCGCGCCUACCAAUGAUGGUGGCGGCGAGGAUCUGGCCGCUCCGGCUCUGCUAGGAGGGCUUCGGCUCACGAGGCGGCGGCCUCGGAUGGUGCGGCGGUGUUGGUUUGGCGGCAACCAAUGCUCGAUUGGUGGUGCUCUCCCUCCUCCUCGGCCGUGUGGACGGCGUGGCGGCGGGCGUUGGGCGCAGGUUGCACUCUCCUCUUCUUCUCAUCCUCUCCCCCCAUCAGACCUGGCCCCUGGCGGCCGCUGGUCGCCGGAUCCACUGUCGACGGGGCUGCUGGAGGGGUGGUAGCGGACCGGGAGAAAUCCCUGGCUGGAUUCCCGGCCACGACGACGGCGACACCUCCUGGUGUCGUCUUCCUCCUUGGAGGCGCCGUCGAGGUGCGUUUACCCCCUUCCCUCCCACUCUCAUGCCCGGGUGAAAACUCUAGUCUCUUCAGGCUGGGCGGCAGCGGCGUUUCAUGCGUCGUCAUCUUCUUGAAGGUGCCGCCUUGGGUGAGUUGGGGGUGUGCAGGGGCGAUGGGUGUGGUGUCAAGUGUGUGGCGGCUUUGCAGGAGGAGUUGGCGCCAUGGUCUUCUUGUUGGGGCAAUGCUCUGCUAUUUGGUUGUUCGUUGCCUGUCUUGUGGCUGUUUGUUCGCUGGCUCUCAGUGCCAUGGCAUGGACAGGGUGAAGAUAGGGUUCUUUCCCCGUUGGCAGCAACAGGGCAUGGAAGGCUUGAACUUGGUGCUGAUUCCAGCGGGUGCUGUCCUGCUAUCUGCAUUGGCUGCCUUGGCUCCCCUGCUUGCAAGUUCUUCUUCAACCUCGCUCAACAGCAGCUUCUCUUCCUUGGGUGUGGAUUACUGUGUCUUGAAGAGACUCUUCGUUUGGUGUUCUUAGCGCAGCAGGUGGGUCGUGCUGAGAAUCUCCCAUGGUGACCUGGAAGCUUGUACCAAUCCUUGCUCAGGGGAGCAUUGCCACUUGCCAACGGUACGGCGCCCUUCGAUCCAGGGCGAGGGGCAGGGGUCCCCUUCGGAAGUGGAGAGGGUCAAUACGAGAACGGCGUUCACCUAUCGAAGUAGAUGAGGGCAUGUCCAUCUUUGCUGGGCUGUAACUCCCCCUGAAGUUUGCUCUCUGUCAGGGUUAUGGUGCUCCACUCGCGCAUUGAAGGGCUUCGGCAAUAUCAAGCUAGUCUGUACUGUUUAUUUCCUGUUUGCUUGUUCGUGUUGGGGCUAGUAGGUUGUUUCGGGCAUCACCUUGUAUCUGCCGUCUUUUUUUUGUUUUCCUUUUUUUGCUUGUUUGCUAUGCUUCGUUGUAAUUGCGGGUGUUUGUAUCUCCUGGCCGGUUGUUGGCUUUGUUAAUUCAAAGCCGGGCUCUUCUUGAGCCUUCGUUCUAAUAAAAAAAAGGUAACAAACCCUCGAA
Molecule: messenger RNA, 1569 nt
Organism: Triticum aestivum (bread wheat)
Lineage: Eukaryota; Viridiplantae; Streptophyta; Magnoliopsida; Poales; Poaceae
Exons: 1
Coding region: 289-1047 (252 amino acids)
Source: RefSeq, a predicted model, not a curated record